Messenger RNA from Alternaria hordeiaustralica, 237 nucleotides. RefSeq lists its product as uncharacterized. Bases 1 to 237 code for a protein of 78 amino acids. The record is from RefSeq and is a predicted model, not a curated record. The transcript is spliced from 2 exons. Lineage: Eukaryota; Fungi; Ascomycota; Dothideomycetes; Pleosporales; Pleosporaceae.
AUGGAUACUCGGGAGCUUGGCUUCGAGAUUGCGUUGAAGAUUUUGGGCAGACACACAGCCACGCUGGUGGAAGAAGCGAAAGAGAUGAAAACCAGGUACGACAAGGUCCAGAAGUCAGGUGGCCCUGGCGCUAAGUCUGUCUUGCGAACUAUCGAACAGGCAACUCGUCAGCUCGACAAGAGAAGGGACGAUUUCGCCGAGCGAGUGACGGCUUUCGAAGCGGAAGCGAAGGCAUGA